UCCUCCCACCCAUCCACUCUUCGUCCUUCCUCUCUCGUUAAGUACUACUUUCCCAUUAUAUACAUAAAAAGAAUGUGUCAACUCCCUUCCUCUCCUUAUUCUUGCAAAGGCACUCCAAAUCAUCCCAAUCUUCUUCCAAUCAAAGACGACACCGAAAAACCCAACACAGGCACGCCAUUGCUAUGGUCGACAACCAAAGAACUUGAGCCCCAGGAGAGUGAUGUCCCAACUGUGGCCAAGGAAGCAAUAUCCAUUGCCAAGAUUGCUUUUCCCAUGAUACUAACAGGCCUCAUGCUCUAUCUCCGCCCAUUAAUCUCCAUGAUCUUCCUCGGCCACCUUGGCGAGCUCGCCUUAGCCGGUGGUUCGCUAGCCAUUGGAUUUGCUAACAUCACUGGCUACUCCAUUCUUUCCGGUCUGGCCAUGGGAAUGGAAUCCAUUUGUGGUCAAGCUUUUGGCGCCAAACGGUACAAGCUUCUUGGUCUCACCUUGCAAAGAACAAUUCUUCUUCUCAUUCUUACCUCAAUUCCCAUUUCUAUUCUGUGGCUGAAUAUGAAGAGAAUCCUACUUCUCUGUGGGCAGGACGAAAGUAUAGCCACCGAAGCACAAUCAUACCUACUUUUCUCCCUCCCUGACCUCUUAGCCCAAUCCCUUUUGCACCCACUAAGAAUCUAUCUCCGAACUCAAUCCAUAACCCUCCCUCUAACAUUCUGUGCCAUUUUCUCCAUUCUUCUCCACCUACCCAUUAAUUACCUCCUCGUUUCAUACCUUCAAUUCGGCAUCAGAGGCGUUGCCUUUGGUGGGGUGUUGACUAACUUCAUUUUUGUAACCUUACUAGUUCUUCACAUCCUUAUCUCCGGUGUCCAUCAGAAGACAUGGGGAGGUUGUUCGACGGAAUGUUUCAAAGAAUGGAAGCCUCUACUCAGCCUGGCCAUUCCCAGUUGCAUUUCUGUCUGCCUUGAAUGGUGGUGGUACGAAAUCAUGAUCUUGCUCUGCGGAUUGUUGAGUAAUCCAAAAGCCACCGUUGCAUCAAUGGGGAUUCUGAUUCAAACCACAUCUCUAAUUUACAUUUUCCCUUCGUCUCUGAGCUUCAGUGUAUCAACCAGAGUCGGAAACGAACUAGGAGCAGAGCAACCGAAGAGGGCCAAGCAUGCCGCCAUGAUCGGCCUCUCCGGCGGCUUCCUUCUAGGACUCUCGGCCCUGGUUUUCUCAAUUACAGUUAAGAGUAGAUGGGCAACCAUGUUUACACAAGAUCAAGAGAUCAAAGAUUUGACAUCCCUUGUUCUGCCCAUAAUUGGGUUUUGUGAACUCGGGAACUGCCCGCAAACAACAGGGUGCGGCGUGCUAAGAGGCACGGCGAGGCCGAAAGUCGGCGCAAACAUAAACCUGGGGUGUUUUUACCUGGUGGGUACGCCGGUGGCAGUGGGAUUGGCCUUUUUUUCAGGGUAUGAUUUCAGGGGACUCUGGUUGGGUCUGCUGGCGGCACAGGCGUCAUGCGCCAUGACCAUGAUGGUGGUUUUGGCUAGAACAGAUUGGGAUUUCGAGGCGGAAAGAGCCAAGAAGCUGACCGGGGCAGCCUCUGUGGUUGUUGCCGUGGAUGACCGUAACGAUGUCGAGGCAUCGAAGCAACAGAAAGCUGAAAUCAAGGAAGAUUCUCUUUGUUUUUUAGGUGAUUUAGAUUUAGAGAAAACCAAUUCUUGUUUCCUUGUCUAAUCAAUUAACUAUUUUGAAAAUUUUGGCUAAAUAUGAGGAAGGGAUUGAGGAAAAUUAAGAUGAUUUUUAAUAAAAAAUUAAAAUACUU
Molecule: messenger RNA, 1798 nt
Organism: Rubroshorea leprosula
Lineage: Eukaryota; Viridiplantae; Streptophyta; Magnoliopsida; Malvales; Dipterocarpaceae
Source: the annotation of a GenBank genome assembly